AUGACAAAACAGCCCAUUCCAAUUUGGUUAGACUGUGAUCCAGGAAACGAUGAUGCGUUUGCUAUCUUGUUAUCCUUGUUUGAUAGUCGAUUCCAGCUUUUAGGUAUUUCCACAGUCCAUGGAAAUGCUCCAAUUAGUAUGACGACACACAAUACAUUGGGAUUACUAGACCUAUUACAAGUCCAUAAUAAAAUUAAAGUUUAUAAGGGAGCCGAAUUUCCACUCAAAGUCCCUUCUAAAUUUGCUUUGGAAGUACAUGGCAAGAAUGGAUUAGCUGGUAUUGAAUUUCCCGAGAACACAGUCAAUGAAAUUACUCAAGAUAUGGAUUGCAUUGAAGCUAUGAAACAAGCAAUAGACUUAAAUUCUGAAAAUGUCAAUCUUGUAUGCACGGGUACAUUAACAAAUGUUGCCAAGCUAAUUACAAAAUACCCAGAUGUCAAGUCAAAGGUUAAGUGGGUCUCCAUUAUGGGAGGGAGCUUUGGUUUUGGUAAUGUUACUCCCUACGCUGAAUUUAACUUUCAUACUGACCCCCAUGCAGCUAAACUAGUAAUCCAGGAGUUAAGUAACAAGGUAAUUUUAUCCCCAUUGAAUUUUACCCAUAAAGUCAUUGCCACCCCAGAAAUUAGGAAACAUAUGUAUGAAGAUAAUAACGAAAAACGAAAUUCACCAAUAAGGAACGUUUUUUUUCGUAUCUUGACAUUUUAUUACAAAGUAUAUGCUGCAAACGGGUUUUUGGAAGGUCCUCCAAUACACGAUCCAUUAGCUGUUUAUAGUUUGUUGCCAUUUAUCAAUUCAUUUGAACAGUACGGAUAUAGCUGUGUGCAAAAGAAUAUUGACGUUAUUACUGAAGGGGUUAGAUUAGGUGAAUCAGUGAUAAUUGAAGGAGGGAAUACAAAUAAUGGAGUUUAUAUUGGUCAAGGAAUAGAUAAUAAAAAGUUCUGGGAUAGCGUUUUAUUGGCUCUUCUAAAAGCGGAUUUACAUGCUAAAAGUUGA
Candida dubliniensis CD36 is the source of this 993-nucleotide messenger RNA. Its product is annotated as trifunctional uridine nucleosidase/nicotinamide riboside hydrolase/nicotinic acid riboside hydrolase. Gene Ontology annotation, cellular component: cytosol. Gene Ontology annotation, molecular function: purine nucleosidase activity. The record is from RefSeq and is a predicted model, not a curated record. The coding region runs from base 1 to 993 and encodes 330 amino acids. NCBI's taxonomy places the organism in Eukaryota, Fungi, Ascomycota, Pichiomycetes, Serinales, Debaryomycetaceae. Gene Ontology annotation, biological process: purine nucleoside catabolic process. The transcript has a single exon.